AUGGGGUCCCUCAAUCCCACCAACACCAACAUCUCCCUCCCCAUCAUCAACAUCUCCCCCACCAACCCCUCCGCUCCAGCACAACUCCUCUCCGCCGCCUCGCAGUACGGCUUCGUCUUCAUCGAAAACACGCCCGACAUCGGCAUCCCGCCCGCGCAAAUCGCACAUCUUUUCGAACUGUCGCAGACGUUUUUCGCGGCGCCGACGGAGGUGAAGGAGCGGGUGUCGAUUGCGAGUAAUGUCGCGGGCAAGAAUCAUGGGUGGUUGAGUCGUGGGGUCGAGACGUUGGAUCCGGGGGUGCAGGUUAGGGCGGAUGUGAAGGAAGCGUUCAACAUAGGCGAACCCAUCAACGGCAAACUCCAACAACCCCUCCCAACACCCCUGCAGCCUCACGCGAGCGAUAUCAUAGCUUUCCAGUCCGCCUGCCACACCUUCUGCCUAACUCUCUUCCGGCAAUUCGCGCGCGCCCUCGCCCUCCCGGACGAAGAAUGGUUUACCUCCCGCCACGACUCCACCUGCGGCCAAUCCGGCACCGUGCUGCGCCUGCUGUACUACCCCUGCACACCAGAGUACGAAGCAGACAUCGACAUCCGCGCGGGCGCGCACUCCGAUUUCGGGUCCGUGACGCUGCUCUUCCAGCUCCCGGGGCAAACGGGGCUGGAAAUUCGCACGCAGGGAGGCGACUGGGCGGGUGUGCCUGUUGAUCCGUCGCGCCAGCCUCCACCACCUAGCAUCACCGACCAACCGCUCCCCAUUUUGAUCAAUUUCGGGGAUCUGCUGGAAGAUUGGACGGGCGGAUUGUUCAAGUCGACGGUGCAUCGCGUUGUUUUCCCGCCUGGCGGAGGGGAGCAGCGGGAUCGGUAUAGUAUUGCGUAUUUCUGCCAUCCGUUGGACGAGGCGAGGUUGGAGGCUGUGCCUAGCGCGGUGGUGGAGGAGUUUGCGGCGCGGACGGGCAAGACGGGCUCCCGAGGCGGGAAGGUGUUGACUGCGCGGGAUCAUUUGAUGGAGAGGUUGGCGAGUACUUAUACGAUUGCGAGGUAA
Messenger RNA from Neohortaea acidophila, 1041 nucleotides. RefSeq lists its product as uncharacterized. Gene Ontology annotation, molecular function: dioxygenase activity. Lineage: Eukaryota; Fungi; Ascomycota; Dothideomycetes; Mycosphaerellales; Teratosphaeriaceae. The record is from RefSeq and is a predicted model, not a curated record. The transcript has 2 exons. The coding region runs from base 1 to 1041 and encodes 346 amino acids.